ACAGUCACAUCACGUUGCUUGCUUAUCCAUUUCUUCAAUCCCCUACUUCUUCCCUCUCCAACUACCACCAUCACAUCCAACUUCAAUCAUGAUCUCCUUCACUACCCUCCAAGUCGGCACUCUGGUGCAAGCCACUUUCCUGCUAGGCAUGAACACCGCCCUAAGCAGCAUCUCCAUCCCCUCCGUCCUCAUCUCUCCCUCGCCCAUCCUCGCCAUCCGCCAAUGGCACACGCAAUUCCGCCGCGCCCAAGUUCCCGCCACCACGCUCAGCGCCUCAAACCUCAUUCUCUCCCUCAUUCUCGCCUACGGCUCCUCUGACAAAUCUGGCUUCUUCUCCAAUAAAACGACCAUGCUCUACGUCGCCAGCAGCGUCAUGGCGUUUUUGAUCUUCCCCUUUACGCUGCAUUAUAUGAAUCCGGUUAAUGAUGCGUUGAUUGAGAAGUUCAAGGAGCAGGAGGAGUUUCAUUAUGCGGAUUUGCCGGAGAAGGAUGCAGGCAUGCAGACUGCUAUUUACCAUGAUAAGAUUGCGUACUGGGGAUGGCUCAACCGCUUCAGGAUCGUUUUGUACUCUGGAGUUGUGCUGGUUAAUGCAGCAGCCGUUUUGGCAUAAGUGUGCGUCGUGGAUGUGUACUGAAAGCCAAUAAUACAAUAUUGGGGAUUGAAAGGAGGCUUUAUAGUGCGGUUGUCAGUGAGCUGGGAAAGGUGUGAGACAUCAAGAGUAUGUGGAGAAUGACGAAGGAUGUAGAGGAGUGUUGUUCAUUUUCUGGGGUUUAGAGUGUUAGAUGGGGUGGUGUUAUCAUGGAAAUGAGUAUCCGGUGUCUAUUUGCAUUAGUAACGUCUAAAAAUUGAGUUUAUUUCCUUUUUCCUAUAUCUGCGCAAGGGAGAGUUCGUCCAAAAUAUUUGCUGCUUGAUAGUCAUACAUAGAUGACAUUGCCGACAACUCGGUGAUAAGGAAUUAGGAAGAUGAAUGUUAUCAAGACACAUCUUCUCGUAUUUGGACCA
Molecule: messenger RNA, 1002 nt
Organism: Bipolaris maydis ATCC 48331
Lineage: Eukaryota; Fungi; Ascomycota; Dothideomycetes; Pleosporales; Pleosporaceae
Source: RefSeq, a predicted model, not a curated record